Molecule: messenger RNA, 2590 nt
Organism: Coniophora puteana RWD-64-598 SS2
Lineage: Eukaryota; Fungi; Basidiomycota; Agaricomycetes; Boletales; Coniophoraceae
Exons: 4
Coding region: 118-2274 (718 amino acids)
Source: RefSeq, a predicted model, not a curated record
CGCGUCGCCACUUUGGUAUAUAUUCAGGCCCCCGCCGCCCUCCUCUCUUUCCUCUUAUCCACAUCAGCAAUACCAGAAACACAGAAACAAAUCACAACGCAUACCGCAAUUUACACGAUGAUCGCCAUUCACGACGACCAUCAAAUCGUUCCGGACGGCCCUCCGCGUCGCGCGAACUACCAGUCGCCCCCCGCCAAGGCGCCGACUGCUCUCGCCUGGAAGGACAACCCUCUCUGCUUCAUGGCCGCCAAGAAGGCCAACGCGGAGAAGGACUCCCUCAAGGAGCUAUUCAGCGAGGGCGAAGACGCAGCCGAAGGCGAGGACGAUGGGGCCAAGGCGAACAGACAUUCGACGGCGUUCCCUGGCGAGGACGACGACGCGCCGAAGGUCAACAACGGUGUCGACGUCAAGAAAGUCGAGGACUUCCUCAAGAGCAUCCUCGAUGAUGUUGCUCUCAAUGGCAAGACCGCUGUUCAGCGGGAUGCGGACAUUGUUCCCGCCGACUCCCUCUCUGAUUUCGAGGACCUACCCGAGACGACCACUGGCGACGCCCACGAGACCGGUCCUGCCUUCGAGGACUCAGCGCCGGCGAUCGCAACGUGCGACGCCGGAUGCUACUCUCCAAUCCUCCCGCCGCGCCAGCUCGAAGGUAUACACGAGGCCCCGACCGCUCGUGAUACCCACAGUACCAGCCAAGCCACUGAGGCCCCAGCACCGGUGAUCCCGACGUGCGAGGCUGGUUGCUACUCACCGACUUUCCCGGCAUACGAAGGGGAAGGUCUGAUCGAGGUGGGCUACCAAUGUGAGGUCCUCGAAUAUCUAGGAGACGUCGACGAGGAGAUGGAGCUCAGCACGCCCGUUCUCGACAUGGAGAUGGGAAACAAUAUGGCGACAACGAGCAGCGCAAUGGACAUCGACGUCGACGUCGAGCAUGGCGCUCUCAGUGCUCCUCUUCAAUACGUCGAGCACUCCAGCCUUGGUGCCCGCGACCAAGAACUGACAUAUUCGACUCUCGACAGUCGCUUUCAACUCGACGAGGACGAUAACGGCACUCCACGCCUCGUCUCCAGUCCGACCAUGGACAACAUGUCAGCUUUGUUCACCACUCUCGCCAUCCGCGACCACCUCGACUUCGGAUCCCCGAUCGAAACAGUCCCCAUGCCACCGUUGAAGCGCCAGCAACACAUCAUCCGCCUUCGUCGCUCAAGGUUCGAAGCCCGCGUGAAGAAGCUGCAGCAACAGAAGCGCAUACCUGCCUUCCCUCGCGAUCGCUCGGAGUUUUCCUCACUCCUGCCUGGUCUUCCGCCUGCGGCCCUCAUUAUCAAGGCAUUUGCACCAGUACUGGCUCCACCGCCAGUGCACGGGUUCUCUCGGGAAGACACCUUCACCGACACGACCACACCAGUAGCAGCCCAGGUUCCAGUCACUGAGCCGCUGCCAGUCCUGCACGUCGCUCUCGGUCCCCCUUCCGACCGCUCGGUGGACGUCGUCACCGUUGAAGCACAAGCAUCAGCACCUACCCCAUCCCAUGCGCUGCCUUUGGUAGUUCUUCCCGUUGCUGCGCCGGUCGUUCGUCCUUCGACGACUGACGCCUUUGAUGCCGUCCCUGAGUGUCUGCGCUACCGCGAACCGCCCAAGUGCGAGAACGGGCGCCGAUCCAGCGCACGCGACGCGCUCGCACAGGCCAAGGCGGACCGGAAAGCUCGGAAGGCCGCCUCUGUCACUUCCACCGCCGAAAAGGAGAACGAGGAUCCCGCCAUCGCCGACCUCAUUCGCAUGUUCAUGCCCGAAUCUGCGUCCAUGGAGGAGGAUCGGAUGACGGAAGACAACCGCCGUCGUUCGUGCGUUGCUCCUAGGCAUGCACCGUACACGCGGCCCAAGGACAAGGACGAGGGCGGGGACGAGAAGGCGGACUCGGUGACGCCGUUGCCGCCGCCUCCGGUGUGGCUUGCCAAGAAGGUUCUUGGCAUGUUCAAGAACUUCAGUGGACGAUGCAUGGACGUCGACAAGAGUCAGGAGGUGGCACUGAAGGAGGACCAAGGGAGGAUGGAGUAUGAGAACGAGGAGGACGAUGAAGAGGAGGAGAUGGAGGGCGACGAGGAGUGUGACGAGGAGGAGAUGGACGACGACGAAGAAGUCGAAGAGGACGAGAACGAGGGGGGCGAUGAAGGUAACGACGGCAUGGAGGACCACGAAGUACAGCUGGAUGAAGGCGAGGCUCCUGCCUUCUCCGAUCACGAAAGCGAUUCCGAAUCCGACGCUGCCGCCCGCUAGAAGAUCUAUAACGACGACGAAAAUCUAACGACACUAAACGGCGAAGAAAACAGGACGAAAAUUAAUAACGAACAUAUACCCUGCAUCAUAUAUCCCACAGCACCACACGAUUGCCAUCGACCACUAUCACUUGCAUACUCGGAUACCUCCAUGACAACUAUACCCCAACCGGAUGACAUUCUUUCAGAUUUUCAACGCUGCAUAUAGACUCAACCAUCACUGCACUACUGCAUCACGACACAAUAUCCUCUCGACUUCCGAUCCUUUGCAUGCCAUACACCCUUGUACCACCACUGCGCCCCGGACGCCGACAUGA